Messenger RNA from Prunus avium (sweet cherry), 775 nucleotides. NCBI's taxonomy places the organism in Eukaryota, Viridiplantae, Streptophyta, Magnoliopsida, Rosales, Rosaceae. The record is from RefSeq and is a predicted model, not a curated record.
AUGGAAAUAGGAAAUUGCAAGUUUGUAGCUCAGCUUAUUUACGAGUGUCCUGGUCUGAUAUGGGAAAGAAAUAGCAAAGGAUGGAGCAUAAUACAUGCAGCAGUUUGGCAUCGUCAUGAGACUAUCUUUAGUUUAAUAUAUGAGGUAGGCAUGGUCAAGAAUGUGAUAGCUACCUUUAAAGACAAGGAAGAUGGGAGCACUUUACUUCAUUUAGCUGCAAGAUUAGCUCCGGUAAGUCAGCUGAACAAAAUAGCUGGAGCAGGUUUUCAAAUGCGACGUGAAUUAUUAUGGUUUGAGGAGGUGAAAAAGAUUAUUCAACCUUCUUAUAUACAGAUGAAAAAUUCAAAAGGCGAAACACCUCAAGAAUUAUUCACUUCUGAACAUGAAGUGUUGUUACAAGAUGGACAGAAAUGGAUGAACGGGACAGCACAAUCAUGUACAAUCAUUUCAACCCUCAUCGCUAGUGCUUUAUUUGCGGCAGAAGUUACUGUUAUUAUGGGAGAUCAUCUAUUUAAAACGGCCCGGUUUCGAAUUUUCAUCAUUUCAGAUGCAAUAGCAUUUUUGUUGGCCUUAGCUGCAACGUUAACGUUCUCGGCCAUCCUCACCUCACGCUAUGCUGAAAGAGAUUUUCUUAGUGCCUUAUCAUGGCGGUUGAAAAUGGGACUCGCAUUGCUCUUCUUUUCUAUUACAGCCAUGAUGUUUACAUUUAGCUCGGCUUUUUUUAUUGCUUACGGUCGUAAGGACGUCUUCUCUAUUCUCGUAACUGGAUGUGCAG